This is a messenger RNA of Exophiala viscosa, 898 nucleotides long. RefSeq lists its product as uncharacterized. The record is from RefSeq and is a predicted model, not a curated record. The coding region runs from base 252 to 713 and encodes 153 amino acids. The transcript has a single exon. NCBI's taxonomy places the organism in Eukaryota, Fungi, Ascomycota, Eurotiomycetes, Chaetothyriales, Herpotrichiellaceae.
GUGUCAUCACCUGUUGUCGAGACACGGAAAGCAACGAGUGCAGAUUGAAUGGCUGCAAGACCGUGUGCAGCCAGAAAUCCAAUAGCAGCAGUGAACAUCUUGAUGCUGGCUCAACAUGAUGAAAGCCGAAAUCCUGGAUUCCAUGUGUCUGACCGGCUUCUUAUACCUUUGAGUCUACCUAGACCUUAACAAUAAGCGGAUACUUGAUCUGCUGGGAUCUAUGUCUCGGUCAAUACCCCUUUUCUCAUGCCAUGGGGAUGUGGGCAGUGAUGGCUGAUUAUUCUGGCGCAUGUCCAUUAGAUACUGCUUCAAAUUGUAUGGGAUGGGCAUUCAGUCCCUCAUGCAAGAUUCCGACUCUUCUCUGGACGUUGUUUAUUGGCAUCUCAAUAUUUGUCAUUCCCUCCAACGAUACUGAACAUCUGCACCGAAGUCCAUUGGAGUACUUGACCUUCAAUUUGCCCAGUCAGCCGAGCGGCGAACUGCGUCACCUAAUGGUGUUCGCAGCUUUGCCCUGCAUUCCGCAUAUUCUGACAAUCAUUUGGGCAGGGAUGCUGUGGCGUGGGUCCCCAAGAACUACAAUGGCCACGAGUUUGUACUUUCGCAAGAUGUCAAAGUCAUCAACCUUGCGAUACCGAGAAGUGGACAACCCAAAUGCAUCACACGUCGCUAUGCUGGACAAUUUUCACUGUGGCAGUCUCGCAAGACCCAGGUGACGUCGGAAUUUUCGCAUUGACCACGAUGCUGCUACCCACCAGUGCCACCUUUCUUUGUGGGCCAGUAUCCCUUGUUUUGGGGGUCCCUUGAGUUCGGAACGGCCCCUGUUCAAGAGCCAAUCGCCUGUUCCCGGCGCCCCUAAGUUAAGAGGAGCCAUUGGGUUCGUGGAGGGUGGCUCCAGCGU